AUGUUUGAAGUACAAGAAGAAUCAAAUGCUACCCAAGUCUUACUUCUACGUCAAAUACUUCCGAUCAAUCAAUCAACAAACAAAGAAGACUUAACUGGUAUACCAAAAAAAAAUUUUAUCGCACAAAGUUCCUUUCUUAAUCCUAGUCCAGCUUCAAGACGUUUGGACAAACCUUCAAUGAACAUAACAAUAAAGAAUUCAGGAUCACAAUAUUUUGAAAAGUAUGGCUGGUUGUCCUCGAGGUGUUCUUAUGUAUCUAAAAACUGGAAUGGCAGAAUAAUUGAAAAAGAAACAUGCACUAAUCAAUCACAAGAUGGAAUUACUGAAACAGUUAUUACUAUGAAAGAUGGAAACAAAAAAUGCGUAGAAACAAUAACAGAAAAUUCAAAAACUGGAGAAAAAAUUGAAAAUUUACAACUAUCCAACUUGGACCAAAAUGAAAUGAAUGAAUUAAAAAAUCAAUUUUCAAAAUUCUAA
Macrosiphum euphorbiae (potato aphid) is the source of this 477-nucleotide messenger RNA. Lineage: Eukaryota; Metazoa; Arthropoda; Insecta; Hemiptera; Aphididae. The record is from the annotation of a GenBank genome assembly.